AUGGAACAGGUAUGGUUACUGCUCCUGCUGACAAUUAAAGUGCUUUCAGUGACUGCUCAGUUCAAUGGAUACAACUGUGAUGCUAACCUCCAUAGCAGGUUUCCUGCUGAACGAGAUAUCAAUGUUUUCUGUGGAGUACAGACAAUUACUAUGAAGAUAAAUUUUUGCACAGUUCUUUUCUCUGGUUACUCUGAGACAGAUCUGGCACUGAAUGGGAAACAUGGGGAUGCCCAUUGCAGGGGUUUCAUCAAUAACAACACCUUUCCAGCAGUGGUCAUUUUCAUUAUCAAUCUGAGUACUUUGGAAUCCUGUGGAAACACUUUAGUGGUAUCCUCAGCUCGAGGUAUCAAUGCUUAUGGAAAUACCUCACUGGUACAGAUAGGUAAUGUUUCAGGCUAUAUUGAUACGCCAGACCCACCAACAAUUAUCAGCUAUUUGCCUGGGCUUCUCUACAAAUUUAGCUGUAGCUAUCCACUGGAGUACUUGGUUAACAAUACCCAGCUUGCUUCGUCAUCAGCUGCUAUUUCUGUAAGAGAGAACAAUGGUACAUUUAUCAGCACUUUGAAUUUGUUGCUUUACAAUGAUUCAACCUACAGCCAGCAGCUCCUUAUUCCAAGUACAGGUUUACCUUUGAAAACCAAAAUAUAUGCAGCUGUAAGAGCAACCAACCUUGAUGGCAGGUGGAAUGUUUUGAUGGACUACUGUUACACCACACCAUCUGGUAAUCCUAACGAUGAUCUUCGAUAUGAUCUUUUUUUCAGCUGUGACAAGGACCCGCAGACAACUAUAAUUGAAAAUGGCAAGAGCCAAAUGGGCCGGUUUUCCUUUGAGGUGUUUCGCUUUGUGAAGCACAAGAACCAGAAGAUGUCUACGGUCUUCCUUCACUGCGUAACAAAGCUGUGCAGAGCAGAUGACUGUCCCUUUCUUGUGCCAAUUUGCGGUAACAGAGAAAGAAGAGACACUGGUGGGAGGACAACUUGGAGCCCUCAGAGCACCUCUGGCAAUGCUGUAAUCUCUGCUGGCCCCAUCAUUACGAGGAGUGAUGAGACGCCAACGAACAAUUCACAGCUUGCUCAUCCAAACGGACCUCCUUUCCAGUUGAACGCAGUCACCAGUGCACUGAUUUCAGGCAUUGUCAUCCUAGGAAUCACAAGCGUUUUCUUUUUUGUAUGUUCCCUAACUCUUCUGCACAGAAAGUGGCCCAGCAGUUCAGUCUUGAGUGGCAUCCGAAACCCAGUUUUCAACUGAAAGUGAUGAUUUACUUGCACUUUUUCUUUGGGGUUGCCUUUUUUUGUCCAUGAAAUAUGAUUCCAUUAAAAAAUAAUAUUAGGGCAACACUCCAGCUGUAUCCAGCUUCUAUUCCAGCUAUUCUAUCUUUGUAGAUUUGCUAGAUGUUGUUGUGUAGGUAAGCAGCAGUGAUAUUGGUAACAAUCCUAGAAAAUUAUGAGAAUUUCAAUUGUGUUUGUGAUCAGACGGUAUGACAUUAUGCCCAUUGGUGUGCUGACAAUAGAACUCAUGUCUCCAGCUUCCCAGUAAAGUCUCAAAGCUGAAGAUGAUAACCUUUCCAAGUAUGCUAUUCUUAUACAAAACCUGACACA
Molecule: messenger RNA, 1598 nt
Organism: Tyto alba (common barn owl)
Lineage: Eukaryota; Metazoa; Chordata; Aves; Strigiformes; Tytonidae
Gene: ZPLD1
Product: zona pellucida like domain containing 1
Exons: 10
Coding region: 1-1248 (415 amino acids)
Cellular component (GO): cell surface
Source: RefSeq, a predicted model, not a curated record